Messenger RNA from Tympanuchus pallidicinctus (lesser prairie-chicken), 600 nucleotides. It is a transcript of the gene DTD2, whose product is annotated as D-aminoacyl-tRNA deacylase 2. The record is from RefSeq and is a predicted model, not a curated record. Gene Ontology annotation, molecular function: D-tyrosyl-tRNA(Tyr) deacylase activity. The coding region runs from base 159 to 572 and encodes 137 amino acids. NCBI's taxonomy places the organism in Eukaryota, Metazoa, Chordata, Aves, Galliformes, Phasianidae. The transcript has 3 exons. Gene Ontology annotation, biological process: tRNA metabolic process. Gene Ontology annotation, cellular component: cytoplasm.
ACAGCAUACAAUAAAAACAGAAACAUUCUCAGCAUUUACUUGCCUCUGAAUUCAGAUUUUUGCAUUUUAUAUUUAAUUGCUGUGAAACACUGUACGGUAACUGCUGAGUCAUGGUCUGAACCACUGAUUGAGCACCUGGGGAAAGGACUUGGUCAGGCAUGGGAGCACAGGUGAAGAUCCAGAGAGGGCUUGUUAUCUACAUAUGCUUCUUCAAAGGUGCUGAUGAGGAUCUUAUUCCAAAAAUUGUCAAUGUGCUGUUGAAUGUUAAAUUAAGUGAAAAUGAAAAUGGAGAGUACGUAUCUGUCCUUGAUUUACCAGGCAAUGUGCUCAUCAUACCACAAGCUACGCUGGGUGGUAAACUGAAAGGAAGAAAGAUGCAGUACCAUGCAAACAUUGAAAAAGAAAAGGGAAUGGAACUUUAUUCUCAGUUUGUGACUUUGUGUGAAAAGCAACUGGCUGCCAAUGCCAAGUGCAUGGAAGCAGGUGUUCUUGUUAAACAUGGCACAUAUGGAAACAGGCAGGUGUUAAAGCUGGAUACGAAUGGACCUUACACUCAUCUAGUUGAAUUCUGAAAAAAUAAAUACUAUCACAGUUACAAUA